GACGAACUUGCACUCGUCCAGAAGCACUUUUCGCAGUGCCACUGCAUCACGCGGCCGCCCACUUUUCGCAGUACCUGCACCACAGAUACUCUACCUAAUAAUAACCCCCUCAUGAGGUCACUUCUCACCGCCGUGUGCGUCUCCGGUGCAACUUCCAUCGACCCCCAAUUGGACACAGCAUUUCUAGUGUCUCCACUUUCUCGACAUCCAGUAAUCAUACUUCACCGCCCAGUAUAAGCGAUAAAAUUGCGUCAGAACUCUCGAUAUCUCUGACCCCAGCAGAAGACUCAUUAUUCUCCUUCCUCGAGUACAUCCAGCGGCUGUACGCCCCCGAGACGCAAUUGCGCGUGGCCGGCGGCUGGGUGCGCGACAAAUUACGUGGCGCUGAGAGCGAGGACAUUGACAUUGCGCUGGAUAAUUUGAUGGGCGCCAAGUUCGCCUGGUACAUCACGAAAUUCCAGCGAGACCGAAAGCUUCCACCGAGCUCUGUGGGCGUCGUCAAAGCCAAUUCAGACAAAUCCAAACAUCUCGAGGUGGCAACCGUAACGAUUGACGGGUCUACCGUUGAUCUGGUGCAUCUACGAGCCGAGGAAUACUCUCAAGACAGUCGAGUGCCUGAAGUUAAGUUCGCUACCCCGGCAGACGAUGCCAGUCGACGAGAUCUGACCAUCAACGCAUUGUUUUUCAAUCUGCAUACUCGACAAGUGGAGGAUUUCACUGGGAAAGGUGUGGAGGACUUGAUAAAGGGGGUGAUUCGCACCCCCAGAGAACCAGUUCAGACUUUUCUGGACGAUCCGUUGAGGGUGUUGAGAGCGUUGCGAUUCGCGUGUGAAUUCGGAUUUACAUUGGAUCCAGCGUUAGAGAGAGCGGUGCUGGACCAGAGAGAGAUUGUGGGCGCCAUGAGACGGAAGGUUAGUCGCGAACGUAUCGGUAUUGAGGUGCGUAAGAUGCUCUCAGGCAACGACCCAGCGCGUGCGUUUGGGUUUUUGAGGAAGUUUGAUCUGCUGGAGUUGGUGUUCAAUGACAGUGCGGGUAAAUUGGGUGAAGGAGAAGAAUAUGACGAGGUACACGACAACGGAUUCAAGUACCCACCUCGAGAAUGGACCGAGUCUAUCCAAGAACGAGCUUCUCACUACUUGGAUUAUCUACAGCACGGUCGCAAGUGUGGGAUCUCGAAUGUAGAGUCGACUGCCGCUAUCUUCACGGCUUUAUUUCUAUCAAGAGUGCCUGUGAUCAUGCCAGAUGACCACGUCCGAGACGAGUUUGACGGUGUAAGUGAGCAAGAAAUUGUGGAGAGUUCACUGGAGUUUCUCGACCAACGGGAGACUAUCGUGGCUGCUCUAGACGCGAUUGAGAUCGUGGAGAUGCUUAAAGUGCACGUCAAGUGGCCCAAGCCAGCAGGAAAGCGUGUGGCGCUGAUCAUCGAGGCCAUUGCGACGUAUCCCGAGACUCAGCAGAAAACCACUGACCCUGUAAGUGCCAGUGUCAAGCACCGAGUCAAGCGAUUCAUGUGGAUGACGCAGUAUCACUCCGUUCUCGUUCCAGCGUUAACCACGCUGGUAUCUGCUCGUAGCUUCGACAGUAAUGGGGCAACUCAGAUGACUGUAGAAGAGCAGGAUGCGAUGUUGAAGGCGUAUCUGGACAUGGCUAGUUGGUACGCCAGUGAUAUGCACAAGGACAAGCCGAGUCGACGUCGUCGGCUGGAUGGCAAGACUGUGCAGACUCGACUAGGCCCUGGUGCUAGCACCAAUAUCGCACGAGCACUCCGGGUGCUACAUGUAUGGGAACAGGUUUAUCCACAGAAAAGUGUUGAGGACGAGUUGGCUUUCCUCGACCAACUGGUACCUCAAUUGCGCCACUGACUGCCCUUGACAGAAUAAACAACAGGUAUGAUAAGAGAUUAGUUUGCCAUGCUGCGAUAUGCUUUGGAUGUGCCGAAGGGUGGAUUCACCUCUCACCUGUGGUGGACAACCAGCUGUGGCUUUCUGUUCACCAUACUGGGGUGCCAGAGGCUGAGACGAAACCGUGGCGAGUGGACAGUGUUGGCUUUAGAAAUUCUUCAUCUUUCUUUCACUCCAGUUGCACAACGCAAAGCUUCUUGGUACAUUAAGUAUUUGAUUAAGUGUACUGGGUAGAAAGAGAUUUAGUUUGAUAC
Messenger RNA from Phytophthora nicotianae INRA-310, 2155 nucleotides. RefSeq lists its product as hypothetical. The transcript has a single exon. The record is from RefSeq and is a predicted model, not a curated record. Gene Ontology annotation, molecular function: ATP:3'-cytidine-cytidine-tRNA adenylyltransferase activity; RNA binding. Bases 423 to 1862 code for a protein of 479 amino acids. Gene Ontology annotation, biological process: tRNA 3'-terminal CCA addition. NCBI's taxonomy places the organism in Eukaryota, Oomycota, Peronosporomycetes, Peronosporales, Peronosporaceae.